Molecule: messenger RNA, 2364 nt
Organism: Haliotis rubra (blacklip abalone)
Lineage: Eukaryota; Metazoa; Mollusca; Gastropoda; Lepetellida; Haliotidae
Product: glycine receptor subunit alpha-4-like
Exons: 8
Coding region: 211-1452 (413 amino acids)
Biological process (GO): nervous system process; chloride transmembrane transport; chemical synaptic transmission
Cellular component (GO): synapse; neuron projection; membrane
Molecular function (GO): chloride channel activity; extracellular ligand-gated monoatomic ion channel activity; transmembrane signaling receptor activity
Source: RefSeq, a predicted model, not a curated record
AGCGUGUCAUCCCCACAGACCAAUCACCCGGGCUGCCAAGCAAGGCAGAUUCUAAGCCGUCGACGGAGAUGGAACAGGCGAAGCUCAAUGGAAAUUCUGUCGGAUACGCUAAAUCCUGAACAACGAGGACGUGAUGGUCGGUUAUUCUCGGAGAGAAGUAUUUUCAGCGAGAUGAACAUUGGGGAUAUUCUUUGAGACCUUUGCGUCAAGAUGGCGUCGGGAGUAUCACUGUUUAUUGCCUACGCCGUGAUGAGUCUCAGCUUUCAUCAAACUCAUGGAGCAGAUGAUAAUGUUACUGAACAUGAUGUACUGAAUCGUCUUCUGGACCCAAGGUGUUAUGAUUCUACAAUAAGACCGGGCAUUGAUGAAGGGGAGGCAACCCGUGUUGAGAUUGAUAUGGCCUUGAAUUCAGUCGGCCCCGUCAGCAAUAUCAAAAUGGAGGUGAGCACUAGCUUCUUCCUACGGCAACAGUGGCAAGACCGACGUCUCAUAUACGACGACUUCAACCGCAGCAUCGUCAUCAGCCACAAGCGUCUGGAGUCCCUGUGGGUGCCGGAUCUUUACUUCACCCAAUCAAAACACGAGGUUCUACACAACCUGACAACACCAAACAUCAUGAUUCGACUCUUCCCUAACGGGACUAUUCUCUACACACAGAGGCUGUCGGUGGUCGUCCAGUGCCAGAUGAACCUGGUCAAGUUCCCCAUGGAUUCUCAAACCUGUUACAUAGCAAUGGAAAGUUACAGCUUCACCGCCGACUCGAUGUACUUCCGGUGGAGUGCGAAUCGUCAAGCGACGUCAGUGCGACCCGAGGCAAACAUCCCCGACUUCAGUAUCUCUGACGUCAUCGCCGAGGAUUGUUCUUCAACAUAUGCCAUAGGAAAUUUUACAUGUUUGAGAGCAGUCCUCCACCUCAAGCGGGAGAUCGGCUUCUACGCCACACAGACCUACAUCCCAAGCGUCCUCAUCGUCGUCUUAUCCUGGGCCUCGUUCUGGGUCGACCACGAGGCAGUUCCCGCCAGAAUCUCCGUGGGGCUCCUUACAGUGCUCACAAUCACCACCCAGAGCUCGAGUGCGCGCGCACAACUUCCCAGGGUUCCCUACGUGAAGGCGAUUGACGUCUGGAUGACGUCCUGCCUGGUGUUCGUGUUUGCCGCCUACAUGGAGUAUGCUGUCGUCACGGUGCUGUCCCGACGGUUUAAGAAGCUCAAGACAAAUACCAAGUACAAAGAGAAGGUUUCCAUGUCAACAGGCCAAAAUACUGGAAUAGAAACACGUGACAAUAACGACAAUACCCUCUCAACGCCUGGAAGUGGAAGGGACCCCGGGAAAAUUGUUGAUAAGGCGUCCAGGGCUGUAUUUCCGGUGGCGUUCGUGGUGUUUAACAUCGUCUACUGGAUGUACUACAGACUGUCGGGCCAUCUGACACCCGAACUACACCGGAUCAAGUAAUCAGAACUCCAGAGUUGUCUCCCUUUCUUUUGUAAACGUCCACACUGACUUCUUACUUCGCUGUGCAGAGUUGCGCCCCUUAGUUAUGGUAAGAUCCGUCUCCCGUGUGUACGGUUAGUGGGUUCAUGUAUUAUAACUGAUGUCGUCCUUGGCGCGUCAUGAUAACUGAAGUAUUGUCCAAGGCGUCGUUGAAGCAUCCUCACUCACUCUGGUCCAUCAUCUCAAAGACCAUUUUCCGUAUUUUGUUUUGCUAAUUUGUUGUUUAGCGCCGCACACAGCAAUAUUCCAGCUGCAUGGUGGCGGUCUGUAAAUAAUCGAGUCUGGACCAGAUAAUCCAGUGAUCAACAUCAUGAGCAUCGAUCUAUGCUUAUGGAAUACGAUGACAUGUGGCAAGCAUCUCAGCGAGCCUGACCACCCGAUCCCGUUUGUCGCCUCUUACGACAAGCCCGGGUUGCUUAAGACUAAUUCUUUUUGAAGCAAUAUCUGUAAAUUCGUUAUGUUAAACUCUCGUUAUGUUAAAAUCUUUUCAAGUAUAUUUUUGAAGGUCUAUUUUUGUAGCCUUGUGUGGUUGAAAGUUAGAGACUUAAAAAUUACAAACAACGACGUUUCUCUUUAAAAAACACUGACUGAUUAAAAUAUUAUUGAACAAUAAUCUAGGUUCUAUAUCUCAAAAUAUUAUAAGUGUAAAGUAUUCCUGUGUAAGGGCAAUUUAAAUGCGAAUAAUGAAAAGUGAAGAAAUGUGAACAACCUGUGUAUCUGCACCGAACGUGCUGUUUGAAAGAUACAAUAUCCGUCUGAACACAAGUGUCCGGAUAAUCGCGGUUGUGCAUUAUGCUGUGGAAAGAGAAGUGAUUCAGAUAUCGUCCACUUGUCAACUUUCUCACGUCAUUCGGUGAAAUAAACAUGUUUGAA